This is a messenger RNA of Trichomonas vaginalis G3, 865 nucleotides long. RefSeq names its product organellar and viral DNA polymerase type B. Gene Ontology annotation, biological process: DNA replication. The transcript has a single exon. Gene Ontology annotation, molecular function: DNA binding; nucleotide binding; DNA-directed DNA polymerase activity. Lineage: Eukaryota; Parabasalia; Trichomonadida; Trichomonadidae. The annotation marks the transcript as partial. The record is from RefSeq and is a predicted model, not a curated record.
AUGCUAAAUGAAAGAUUACCAAUGACAACAUAUUUCAUUCGCAACUAUAUAGAAAUCUUGAAGGAGUGUGGUGGAAUGAACAUUGAGAAACAGAUGAAGAUUUAUACAAAGAGAGAGAACAAAUAUGUAGUUCGUUAUGAUAGAACAACACCGUUAUGGGAUGUUAUGAAAACAUUGUGGGAGUGCAAAUAUUUCGAACCUAUUUCUUAUGGAGAACUUUUCACAUAUACUACUGACUUAUAUAAACAGAACCUUGCACCAUUUAAAGAUUUGACAUAUGCUCCAAAGUAUUGUGUACAACUGAAGAAGAAAGCCGAGUCAAAAGAAGUAAAUAAAAAUAAGUGCAAGUUCAUUCCUGAGCACGUUUUCUUUGCUGACUUUGAGUGUAGCACUGAUGGAGUUCAUAAAGCUUUUAACAUCUGUUAUGACAGUGAAGAUGGUUCAGUGAGUGAAAGCAUAUGGGGUCAGAACUGUGCAACAGAAUUUUUGGAGCGACUUCCUGACAAGAGUUUAAUAUAUUUCCAUAACCUCAGUUAUGAUAUAAACUUCAUCUUAAGACACAUGACAGAAGUGAAAGGAACUCCCAUCAUUAAAGGUUCACGAACAAUGCAAAUAACUGGCUUAUAUAAAGGAAGGGCAAUUAUUAUAAAAGACUCUUACAGUGUUAUAAAUAAGAAGCUUAAACUAUUUCCUGCUAUGUUUAACUUACAAACAGGACCGAAAGAAGUAUUUCCAUAUAACUACUACAGCAGUGUUUUGUUAGCAAAUGACAACAGAACUGGUGUCAUUUCUGAAGCAUGUAAGUUUAUCCGGGAUGCAGAUACAUUUAUGAAAAACAUAGAUUCCAUCAAAGGUUGCAGAAUAG